Messenger RNA from Salvelinus sp. IW2-2015, 1247 nucleotides. NCBI's taxonomy places the organism in Eukaryota, Metazoa, Chordata, Actinopteri, Salmoniformes, Salmonidae. The record is from RefSeq and is a predicted model, not a curated record.
AUGGUUGACCCCUGGAACGUGUCCACCACCGGCGCCAAAGGAAUGGACUACGACAAGCUGAUAGGUCAGAGGGAAAAUCAUAAUGUUAGAUCUCUGGGGGCGGRAUCCCAGGGGGAAGAGGGGACUGCUGUAACAUGUUUUUUCCCAGUGAGGUUUGGCAGUAGCAAGAUUGACCAGGAGCUGGUGGACAGAAGAGAGAGAGUCUCGGGACAGAAGGCACACCGGUUUUUACGCAGAGGAAUAUUCUUCUCUCACAGAGAUAUGCACCAGGUUCUGGACGCGUAUGMGAAGAACACGUCUUUCUACCUCUACACGGGCAGAGGACCCUCCUCAGAGGCCAUGCAUGUGGGCYACCUCAUCCCUUUCAUCUUCACAAAAUGGCUGCAGGACACGUUUGACAUCCCGCUGGUGAUCCAGCUGACGGACGAUGAGAAGUACCUGUGGAAGGACCUGUCCCUGGAGGACUGUCACCGCUACGCCGUGGAGAAUGCCAAGGACAUCAUCACCUGCGCCUUCGACGUCAACAAGACCUUCAUUUUCUCUGACCUGGACUACAUGGGGGCGUAACCAGACUUCUACAGGAAUGUGGUGAAAAUACAGAAGCGUGUGACUUUCAAYSAGGUCAAAGGCAUCUUUGGAUUUGGCGAAAGUGACUGUAUCGGAAAGGUCGCAUUCCCAGCCAUCCAGGCCGCUCCGUYGUUCAGUAACUCGUUCCCUCAGAUCUUCAAGGGCRGAAAAGACGUCCAGUGUCUCAUUCCCUGCGCCAUACACCAGGAUUCCUACUUCCGGGUGACCCGGGAUGUGGCCCCCAGGAUCGGCUACCCCAAGCCUGCCSUACUGCACUCAACCUUCUYCCCCGCACUGCAGGGGGCCCAGACCAAGAUGUCCGCCAGCGACGCCAACUCCUCCAUCUUCUUCCACAGACACGCUUUCUAAUACCCUGUUUACACUACCUUGCCAACCCCAAAUUCACUGUGCUUGCUCUGAUAUGUUCUUUUCACCUCGUCCUUUCCAGCAUGGUUCCAGCAAUAGUGAAUGCCUAACCAGACUGGCACAGUGCAGCUCAGCUUAUUAGUGUCAAAGAGGUCACUUUGUGACAACUUCUGAUGUAAAUGGGGCUUUAUAGAUACACUUACCUUACUUUAUUAGUUCCACAUACAGUUAACUGAAAUGGAAAUUACACUGAAGAAAAAUAUAAACGCAACAUGUAAAGUGUUGGUCCCAUGUUUCACGAGCUGAAAUUAAAG